This is a messenger RNA of Caenorhabditis remanei, 576 nucleotides long. RefSeq lists its product as uncharacterized. The transcript is spliced from 4 exons. The record is from RefSeq and is a predicted model, not a curated record. NCBI's taxonomy places the organism in Eukaryota, Metazoa, Nematoda, Chromadorea, Rhabditida, Rhabditidae. The coding region runs from base 1 to 576 and encodes 191 amino acids.
AUGUGCAUUUCUACCACCACCAACUGUUUCCACUGCGUCUCUCCGGACAAGCAAUACAAUGCAACUGUCCGUCGACAACUCGCCACACAAACCGAUAUUUUCUUCUAUCCACUUGGUGUAAAGUCACAUUACUGCAGUGAAUCCAUAGACCCAGAAUAUCCUCAUAUCAUAGAAGGCGAAAUUUGCUCAAAGUAUUCCAUGUGUAUCACGUUAUUCCCGAAUCUUCAAGAUUCCACAUUUAUGGUUCGUGGCUGUUUCGAAAGUAUCCUCCGUCAUAGCCGUCGAACCGAAGAACAACUGCAUCAAGACGGUUGCUAUCUCCUCCGAUCUCUUCCAAUGUACUCUAACACUGUCACAAUGGACUACGUGGUUUGCACGUGUCAUGGUGACUACUGUAACACCAUGGGUAUGCCUGACGUCGUGCCGAAACCGUAUUCGUUUGGAAAGUCUAAUAUUCUGAAAUUGACGAUGGCCGAGGAGAGGAAUGCACUUCAACUUGCCACAUCGGCUACUUCUACUUUUAAUGUUUCGCUAAUUUCGAGUUUUUUAAUGAUUUUAAUAAUGCCAUUCUGCUGA